GUUCUUUCCUGUUCCGGGGCACGGGGUCCAGGAGAGGGCGGCAGGAAACGGGACGGUCGCAGACGGGCACAAGGACGUUUCCGCACAGGGCAGCUAUGAGCAGACAGAAGGGUCAGACACAAGCAGGCACAAAGAUUCCGCUGCAGUGGGCAGGAGUGAAGUGCCCGUAGCAGACGACACAGUUGGGAGUAAGCACGAGUUAGACAGGCAUGAGAAUAGUGGUGCAAAGGACAGCCUAGCGUUGCCUGAGGCCAGCCCCGUGUGGAAAAGGUUGUCCCAAGAGGAGGCCAAGCAGAAACUGAAGGAGACGCUUGCAAAGAAGCAGGCGCAGAAAGCAGCAGACAGCCGCGAGACAGCGUCUGGGGAUGAAGGUGAUACAGUGGAAGAGUUGGAGAAGGAAAAACGUGGCUUGAAUGUAACGGAAGAGGAUUCUUUAACAGGCAUUCCUGAGGAAGUUCCAACCAAUCAGGGCUCUCCUAGGAGGGAGGCUGUUCCAGCAAGCGGGCUCACUCCCUCCGACCUGAGCUUGGCAAGUUCCUCCACGAGUUACGAGAACAUCCCGGGCCAGCAGUGGGACAGCACCAGCGAGUCGGCUUCCUCAAGGUCGGUCUCAAGGUCAGAGACAGCAGAAAACUUGGUGGAACUCUCCAGGACUACAGAACACUCCAACAGUGAAAUCCAACACGAAAAGAAUAUAGUCAGCCUCCAGAUAACGAGAGUAGGGUCAAACGCUGAGAGUGACAGGUCGGAGGUCGAAGGUCAAGGCAUAGGUCAGAGGUUAUCUGAAGGUGAGCUGCAGGACACGACCUUGACGGAUCUGACCAGCGUGACGAGCAUGGACAGCCUCAGCGCCCUGUCCAGCCCUGCCGCCGAGGACCCCGCGGAAACAGUUCCCGCGGAGACGGUUGCCAUGGAGACAGUGGCAAAGGAGCAUGCUGGGAAGAGCAUGUCGAACUCGGUGCACGUUGAGAAGACGAUGGUGGUGGAGUACCGGCCGGAGUCGGCAGAGAUCGUUCGGAGACGCGGUGCGGGCGCCGCAGAGGGCGAGAUCUCACCGGCAAGCACGGAGAAACUCCUACAGGAUCUGCAGCCGUUCGCUGCACUUUGUCAUGGCUCCAACCCCAAGACACAAAGCCGCGUGUCGUCCAUUCUGUACGAGUCUGUGCUGAAACAGGAGAUGGAGAACGAAGGUUCAGAAUCGGAGCUGACGUCCACUGAAGAUCGGGACAGCGCUAGUUCCUCCGACGCCUCCCCGUUCCCCUCCCCUAGUCCGAGCUCGCCGGGCAUGCCGGACUUCGACGCCAUCAUCGCGGAGACAGCAGAGCUCAGCGCUGACAGCAACGGGGCGAGGGAACGCGAGGACAGCGGGUUUGAACAGCCCGUGGACGAAACGGCAGAAUGGGACCAGAUCGCCAGUAUCAUGUCAUCGUUCGGUGGUGGCCUGGUGAGAGAGUCCGUGUACACUGCAAAGCUGGAGGGCAACUUCCAGCAGCUCAUCAGAGGUGUGUCCAACCCCCGCACAGUUGGGGAGUGGCUGCAGCAGCUGGAACUGCAGCAGUACGAGAAUGUCUUCAUCAGUCACGGCUUCGACAACCUCAAGUUCAUGGGAGGAAGCAUCCUGGAGGACCAGGACCUGGUAGAGAUGGGUGUGGCGGACCCCGCCCACCGCGAAGCCAUCCUCUCGGCCACGGCAUCCCUCCCCACCCUCCUCCCCAUGGGUGAGGGGGAGGGGGAGCACCACUCGCCCGUCCCCGAGAGUAUCGAGGAGUGGCUGGAGUCCCUGGAGCUGCCGGAGUACGGAGAAUACUUCACCAAGCACGGCGUCAUCUCCAUGGACAGGGUCAGGAAAAUGUGGGAGGUCGAACUCAAUGUGCUUGAGAUCACGACUUUAGGCCACAGGAAGAGAAUCCUGGCGUCGAUCGGUGAGCGGGAGCGGGACGAGAUGCCGGAGGAAAUGUCACCAGAGGAGACAACGGUGUGGAGCACGAGUCCUCUUUCUAAGACUGCGACGGAGUCCCUGCCCUCCCCAGAACCAUCCCCCAUCCAGGAGGUCGACCUUUUCAAGGACUACACCAAUGUCAAGUCUAAGUACCAGCCCACCGUUCCUCCCCGACCGUCGUCGGGCGGUAACACAUCGCCACGACCCCCCAUUCCGCCAAAACCCUCCAGGAAACAGGCACCCUUGCCAGUGGAAGAUCCGGAGUUGGUCCUGAGAGCCCCGAACGAGGCCACGACAACGGCACCAAUUCGUAGCUGGAGACACACGCCCGACGUUCUCAUCAAGGGACACUGUAACUAUAUGGCACAUUAUCUCGGGUCCAUGCUGGUGACAGAUGUAAGAGGCACCGUGUCCACAAGACAAGCCUGCGCAAAAAUGAAGAAAUCCACAGAGCAGAUGCAGAAGGUGCCCACCAUCAUCCUCUCCAUCUCUUACAAGGGAGUCAAGUUCAUCGAUGCCAAGUCAAAGAUGAUGGUGAGUGAGCAUGAGAUUCGGAACAUCUCCUGUGCUGCGCAGGACGCAAACGACCUUCACGUGUUUGCCUACAUCACCAAGGACAUGAAGACGGGGAAACACUACUGUCACGUCUUCAGCGUCAACAGUCAGGACCUUGGUUACGAGAUCAUCCUGACUCUGGGGCAGGCAUUUGAGAUUGCCUUCCAGAUGAUACAGCGCGAGAAGGCCAAACGGUCAGCCCUGGCGAUGGAGCGGCAGCUGAGCAGCGGGAGCGACCGGUCCGCCAAGUGGUCCACCAGCAGCCAGGGGUCACAGUCUUCUGUAACGAUGAUGACAGAGGUCCCGCCGGAGUUCGCCGGGCUGAACAUGUCCAAGACGUGAAGAAAAGACGAACGCUGGGCUUCUCUGCCAAACCGGGCAAGAAAACAGUCCUCUGUUACAAGUGUACCAUGCUAUGACAUUGGGAAAAACUGUCAGGGGUAUACUUUCACAGUGCUUAGGACAGGGACAGCCCUAUAUUCCGACAGUCCUGUGUUCCAACCGUCCUAUGUCCUGACGCACCCCUAUGUUCCGACACCCCUAUGUUCUGACACCGGUCCCCUAUAUUCCGACACCACUUUGUUCUGACACCCCUAUUGCACAGUUUGAAAGUCAUUUCUUUGGACACUCAUAUAUUAGUUUUAAGGGCUGUCAGAACAUAGGACUGUCACUGUCUGAACAUACUUAGUCUAGUACAGGAAAUGCUGUUCUUUUAGGACAUACAUGUAUAGCAGGUUAUACAGUGACAGUCAAACUGACCAAUGAACUCCCCAUAUUGAUGAAAGGAGCAUUUUGAUUGGUUAAUGUAGUUGUUAACUAUUGUACUGUACAGAAUGAAUUUGCAUAUGGUGAUAUGUUACCCUUAAAUGGCAACUAACCAAUGAGCUCGCUUCAUUUCCCAAAUGAACAUGGUGAUUGGCUAUUAGGUUGCCUACAUGUAUUAUAAUUGUAACUACAACAGCAUAUUCUGCAUGGGUGUUAUGUUACGCUGCAAUUCAACCUGACCAAUCAGCUCACCUUAUUUCACAGAUGAGCAUUCUGAUUGGUUGUGUUCAAGUUGUUUAUUCUUUUGCUGGGGGACAUUUUUUAAUGUAGCAUUUUUAAAAGACAGAGAACAAAUGCAGUGUGUUACUUAAUAGAAUUUAUAAAACAUCAGAAAGAAUCUUUUAAUUGAUAUUUUUUUGUAUUAAGCAAUGUUUUACCUUAAAGUUUGAUUUUGAGUUUGACUUUACUCAGAUCCACAUUUAGCUGACAAUAUACCUGGAUGUCUAAUCUUCACAAUGCAAUUAUCAACGUGAAAAAUUCAGCUUGAUUUUACGAUAUGUUAGAAUAAUACAAUCUUAAUCUUGUGCCACAGUAAGUAAUUACUUUAAAGUAUGUUUCAUAAGGCAUGGUUAAUUAAGCCAACGAGGGAAUAGCAUUGCUGUUAAAGUUGAGAAAAACUAAGAAUUGAAAUGUCCACUAUACUGUGCUUAAAUACUAGUACAUUGAAUAGUGUACCUCAGAGUCAAGUUCUUUACAUGUGCAUCAUAGUCCAGCGGUAUCCUAUGGUUUGAAACUCUGGAACUUUCUCUGGACCUUCCCAACAUUGACAGUAAUUUGGAAGCACCGACAAACUCGUUAAUUCAUUAGAAAAUGUUUUAGAAUCUGUUAGAAAAUUCCUCGUAAAUGAAUCCUCAGGAAGAUGUAGUGGGCUGCUCAAUUUUACGUUUUGCCCCCCUUUGGCAGUGUAUGCACUUGUGAUGCAGUUUGAAGUUGUGAGCAUCAUCACCACUAACACAUCCUCCUAUGCAGGAACAUCCAACGAUGAAACCG
Messenger RNA from Branchiostoma floridae (Florida lancelet), 4309 nucleotides. RefSeq names its product ankyrin repeat and sterile alpha motif domain-containing protein 1B-like. NCBI's taxonomy places the organism in Eukaryota, Metazoa, Chordata, Leptocardii, Amphioxiformes, Branchiostomatidae. The coding region runs from base 836 to 2836 and encodes 666 amino acids. Gene Ontology annotation, molecular function: protein binding. The record is from RefSeq and is a predicted model, not a curated record. The transcript is spliced from 14 exons. Gene Ontology annotation, cellular component: cytosol.